AUGACUUGCGAUUCCAGCAACGGCUCCAUCGCAUUUGUGUCUCGGACGUCUAUCGCUCAGGCUUUCUUCCAGUCCAUCGAAUCGAAACUUUUCCGGAUUAUCGGUUCCGAGAUCUCAAUCCUCAAUCAACUCGCUGCUCUGAUUCCAAAGCUGCCGCUUUCGAGCUUCACUUGGGCCGCCAAGCCCCGUGUUCCAGAGUGCAUCCUUGACGCCUUACGCAGACAUGCCGACUGCCGUGUACAUUUACAGCUCCGGGCUGAGGAUUUCGGAGAUCGUAGUUCCGGGGACAUCACCUUCCCUUCUAUACAGACGCUGAAAAGUGUGUCGGGUUUGCGAUCGAUUGCGACACAUUUAAUGAGUCUCGGAGUAGUGGUGCCAGCUUGGGACGACGCUUCGAACGAGAAUGGUAUACUUCGAUUGCUUGGAAAACUGAUAUCGGAAUCACCGCUGAGAAGUCUUCAAAUCCAUGCCGCAGGCAGAAUCUAUCCACGACACGAGUGGUCACCGCACGAUGACGAUGACUUUACUAUCCUCACGGACUUCCGCUGGAUGACUGAUUCCUUCGAUUCCGCUCGAGGUCCGCUACGGCUAAGAAAGCUAGGCCUUACCAAUAUGUGCAUGUGCGGCCCUGACCAACAGACUCUACUUCAUCUUGGAGAAGUUCAGCUUGGGAAGUGUAUCUCCUGGAAGCAUCUCCGGGACGUUCAUUUCACCUGCCCAACUCUGCUCGGCGUUAUUGCGUCCGAGGAUGUCCAACUUCAAGCCUUGACACUUCGACUUGAUACAUCUUACCUCCAGGUAGACAAGUCAUGCAGAAGGGAGCCUGACUUCGAUAGUAUUAGAUCAUUGCUGUUUUCGCAGUUUAACCUGGAAUAUCUUGAGCUUUGGAAUGGCCUCCCGGUCAUAGCUUCUGGUGACGAGGAGACCGACAAAGAUCUGUUCAGCCACCUUGGCCGGUCCUUACGCUCUCUUACACUUCACGAGAAUGAACCGGGUAAUUUGGGCCCAUCUCCCAGGUCUAUCAUCAGCGUGAUGGCUUUGAGGUUACUAGGAGAGGCUUGCCCUCGUCUCCGUGACCUCGCUAUUGAUGUCCCUUAUAAGGACGCUGAGCUGCUCAAAUACCUACACUGCGUCUCCAGAUCGUUGUGGUUUAUUAGAAACCUCGAGCUUCUUGUCGAACUGGAGAAAUCCAACCAGAGUACUUUCCGAGAACCAGUCUCCGACCAAAGGUGCCGGCAAAUUUGGAACGAUCUUCGGUCGUCAUCGUCCCGCCUUCGCCUAGAAAAGCUCACUGUGUCUGUUGGCGCGAUAUUUUCCAACGAACGAAACAACGAUAGUGGCUCUAUGACACGUUGGCAACGCAGAUUCCUGGUGGAAGAAGAGAGGGCCUCAGAUGAGAAAACCCAGGCUGUGGUCAAACGCCUAGAGCUGGAGGAGUUUGAAGAGCGUUUACGACAUGACCUAAAUGCGACGUACGGUUCAAGGACUCACCAUACCUUACUAUGCUUCAAAGACAUUGCGGUAAAAGGCUCUCAAACCUGGAUCCCACCUCCACGCAGUGACCUACUUGCGCAGAGUAUGCGAUCAGCCGAUGGCCCUCCACGUCAAGUGUUAUGUGUCAACGAACCUCCGACUACACAUCCACUAUUUGCGUUUAGACCAGAUUUCUUGUUUGCAGCCAUACCUCCUCCAACUCAACAUUAUCGACAGACAAGGAGAAGAAAACCCCAGGGAAAGCUGCGAUCUUUGCUCCCGAAAGAUGGCACUUCCUAG
Molecule: messenger RNA, 1773 nt
Organism: Mytilinidion resinicola
Lineage: Eukaryota; Fungi; Ascomycota; Dothideomycetes; Mytilinidiales; Mytilinidiaceae
Exons: 4
Coding region: 1-1773 (590 amino acids)
Source: RefSeq, a predicted model, not a curated record